This is a messenger RNA of Plasmodium malariae, 3408 nucleotides long. RefSeq names its product tRNA m5C-methyltransferase, putative. The transcript has a single exon. Gene Ontology annotation, biological process: RNA methylation. The record is from RefSeq and is a predicted model, not a curated record. Bases 1 to 3408 code for a protein of 1135 amino acids. Gene Ontology annotation, molecular function: methyltransferase activity. NCBI's taxonomy places the organism in Eukaryota, Apicomplexa, Aconoidasida, Haemosporida, Plasmodiidae.
AUGAAAGGGAGCACGAAAGAAAUACCGUAUUAUGAUAACAGCGUUGUUUUAGAAAAAAAUGAGGGCUUCUUUAAUUAUUAUGUGAAUCAAAAUAUAAUAAAAAAGGAAGAAAUUGAUAACUUUAUGGAAAUAAUAAAUAAAGAAUUACCCAUAACAUUUCGUGUUUUAAAGAAUAAUAAGUAUAGUGAUUAUAUUCAUGAGAAUAUAAAAAAGAAAUUAGAAUGCAUCUGUAAGGACAAUUAUUCCAUAAUAAAAUUAAAUGAAGAAGAUCAUAUGUAUGAGAUAUAUAUAACACGAUCACAGAUAAAGAAAAAUGAAAAUUAUAAAAAUUUAUGCAGUUAUUUAAUAAAUUUAAAUGAAAGUGGUUAUAUAUUUAGGCAAGAAUUAGUUAGUAUGUUACCUAUAUUAUUUUUAAAGUUAAAAGAAAAUUUUUUUGUUUUAGAUAUUUGUGCAGCUCCUGGCUCGAAAACAGCUCAAAUUGUAGACUAUAUGCAUUUGAUAAAUAAAAAAAAUGUAAAAAAUUAUUUGAUAAAAAAAUUUAUUCAAAAAAAUUGCUCAAGUAUUAACAAUUUAAGAGAAAAUGCGGGUAACCAGGAUAGCGAUUCAUGCUGUUCUGAUAUACGGGAUUCAGAGGGUAUUAAUAGCAUCGAAGGAAGUAAUGGCUACAACGAUGAUGAAUAUGCGUAUAUGUGCGGAAAUAGAAGCACAAAGUUUAGCGGUAGGACUCCUGUGGAGGGGAAUGUGAAAACGAAUGAACAUAAAAAUGUAAAAGAAAAUGAUGAAGGAGAACGUAAUAAAACGGACACAGAAAAUAUUUAUAAAAGUUACUAUACCAUAUUAGAUAACAAUUUAUAUGAUGAAAAAUUGUUUGAGUACAUUUUAAAUGUAGACAAUAAUUUGUAUAAUGACUAUAAAAAAUUGAUAUCUAACAAUAACCCUACGGGUGUAGUUGUAGCUAAUGAUGCUAAUUUUAAAAGAUGUUGUAUGUUAUUCCAUCGCUUGAAAAAUAUACACAGUAAUUGUUUAGUCGUAACAAAUAAUAAUGCUAUCAAUUUUCCAUAUAUUUAUAUAAAAAAUGGAAAGGAAAAUAAAGUUGAAAAAAAGUUCUUCGAUUCAGUGUUAUGUGACGUCCCAUGUAGCGGUGAUGGUACUUUGAGAAAAGACAGAAAUAUAUGGUUAAACUGGAAUCCUUUAAAUGCUUAUAAUUUAUUUCAAGUUCAAGUAAAUAUUUUAAAAAGAUCAAUUGAAUUAACAAAGGAAAAUGGAGUAAUUGUUUACAGUACUUGUUCACUAAAUCCUAUUGAAAAUGAAGCAGUUAUUUGUGAAAUUUUUAACUCAGUAGAGAAUUUUAAUUGUUUAAAAUUAAUUAAUUUUGAAAAUGAACUGAUAACGAAAUUGAACUUUAAAGAAGGAAUAACUCAAUGGAGAGUACUAAUUGAUGAUAUCUGGUUUGAUACAUAUCAACAGUUUUGUGAUUAUUUAAAAAAUAAAGAAUCAAGUAAAUAUAAAAAAAUUUAUGAUAAAAUACAAAAUGGAAUGUUCACUCCUCCGAAGGAAUUCAUCGAAUUAAUUAACUUGAAAUAUGUGAAGCGCUUUUUUCCACAUCAUUAUAACGCAGGGGGGUUUUUCAUAGCUGUUAUUAAAAAAUGUGGUAAACUCAAAUGGAAAGAAAAAGCGAAAAGGGAAAAUAUGAAUAAGUGUAUUGUAAAUAAAAAUGUAAUAAGUAAUAGAAAUAAACUCGAAAAAGGGGAAUUGAGGAAAAAGUACAAAAAUAGAAAAUACAAGAAAAGUAACAAGAAGAAAAAAAAUAAAAAUGGUGAUCUUUCUUUUAAUGGCUACAAUAUAAAGCAAAAUUUUUCUCGUGAAAUAGAAAAUGAACAAAGGAAAAUACUUGAAAUAAAAAAUAAUUCACCUGAACAGGUCAUACAAAAUGGUCUUCGGAAAAGUUGUUCUCCAGUGAAUAGUGAUGGCUCUGUGAUGGACGAUGAGCAUAUUGAGAAAAAUUACAACGUGGUAAACCAUGACCUUAUUAUGAAGAAUUAUAAAGUGAUAGACAAUAUUAAUGAUACCCGAAAUUAUCAAGUAAUAGGAGAUGGAGAUAUCACAAAAAAUUACAACAAUGAGGAAAAUGGAAAUGUUACAAAAAAUGACAACUUGGAGGAAAAUGAUAACUUUGAAAAAAACUACAAUGUGAUCGAUAGUGAUUUUAUCAUAAGUAGUUGUCCAAUACGAAGACCUCAUGAGACAAGCAAGGGUGAUGUAAUAAUAAACCUAAUAAACAGGAAGAGCGAAGAGAAAUUAAAUAAUUAUAGCAAAAAUGAAAUGGAUAGUAGUGUAGAAUAUACAGAACAGUAUGAUAUUUUGAAGGAGAAUAACAAAACAGCAAAUGGAUAUGUAAAACCAAAAGGUAGUGUUCAAACAAAAUGUAAAGUAGAAGAUCAAAUAUAUAUGGGAAAUGAAAAAUUGACAAAGCAACAGGAAUAUGUAAGUUUAGAUUAUUAUGAAAAGUUAUUUUGUAUAAAUGAUACAUUAGAAAGAAUAAAAAAUUAUUUUAAUUUAAAUGAGGAAUUCUUGUCUAUUAAAAGUAAUUUAUAUAUUCAUUUAAAGGAUGAUAGCAAUUUUUGUAAAUUAUCUAUUAAUGAAAGAAUUAAUUCGAAUAUUAAAAAAAUUAAUUUUGUUAGUAAUUAUACAAAAGAUAUUUUAGAAUGUUAUACCAAAAUAAAAUUAAAAAUUAUCAGUGCAGGAAUAACAGUAAUUCAAAUAGAUAAAAAUAAAAAAAAUAAAGUAGAAAAUUAUUAUAGAAUUAACUACAGUGGUUGCUUGAAUUUUGUUCCUUUUUUUAAGGAUGUUGAUGCUUUUUUGUUAAAUAAAAUAUAUAGAAAGGAAAUUAUUAAAAAUUAUUUUUCACCUAUAUAUGAAAAUAAAAAUAGGGUCUUUCAUUUUGAAAGUUAUAUGAAUCAGUUGAUCGGAGAGAGAAAAAGCACUUUAUCAAAAGGGACUACAAAUAAUACUAAGGUGGUCAAAAACGUAGGAGAAAAUACGCAUCCUGCGUCUUAUGUAAAUAAUGAAAAAAUCACGAAUAGUCUAGGAGGUGAAGAAAAUCUUUCAGAAGAAAAAAAUAAGCAUAAUAAAUAUUCCGAUGAGACUGAAAAAAAAAAUAUGAACACUAUAUGGGUAAAAAGUGAUGUUAUUUUAGAUUUGAUAAAAGUAGAUAAAUCAAAAAUUAAUAAUAUAACUAAUGAAACUAUUAAACAAACUGAAAAGUUAACAAAAUAUUCACCUAAUAUUUUAUUAACUUUAAAUAAAAAUAAACAAAUCUUGGCUAUCCCAUCAAAUAAGGGAAAUCUGUAUGUAGACAUUAGCAUUGACAAAAAUUCUAUCAUUAUGUUGCCAUAUAUAUUAAAUUAG